AUGUCAACCCCGCCGUCCCAAAUGUCUGGCGCGGCCGGCUCCGCGACGUCGUCUGCAGCCAGGCAACCAGACGACGUCUCUGGGCUCAUGGCGGCAAUUCAGUGUGUGCUGGCAGAGCAUAAUGUUGCGGAUGCUCGGUUUAUUCUCGAGCUACCACCAACGGUUGCCGUUGCCGCGACUACUGACGACGACACCGUGCCGGUGAUCCAGCGAGCGGGUAAGUUGUCGUCGGCGACUGCGCCGAUCGGUCCUCCUGCCUUGAACACUGGAGGAGGCGCAGCCACCACUACGCUUCUGAUGGGGAUGCAGACCACCCCCGCUACUACCCCACCUCCUCUACCUGAGCAUCAGCGACCCCCACCGCGCGCUCGGUCUCCAGCGCAGCAGCGAUCUCCAACUCGGCAGCACCACGAGUCUCCUCUGAAGAAUCUCUUUUUCUCAUCCUCAACUCUGCAGCCAGGUGCCCCUGAGCUUAGUGACAGCGUGAACUCGCUCGGCUCCACGGCACGCCCAGCGCCGAACGCGACUGCCAGCGAUGCGAGUGGAACCCGGGUUGCACCAGCUGCGAUGAUGCAGACGGAGCCGGCGAACACCAUCCCCGCACAACAGCUGACGCAGUCGCGUCCGCCAUCUCCGGUGGGCCCUGUUGAUACCCUCACAUCGGACGACGCCGCGGUUGCUCUCACAGGCGAGGCUACCGCAGGGAUCUGCCACGUGUCACAUCAGCUCGCGCAUGACAUAGCAGUAGCCGAGGUUCAAAUGACACGGAGGGAAAUUCUGCAGUCGUUUGUUGGCCGCAGCGCCAUCCUCGACAAUAGGCGGCAGCGCGAAGCCCAGAUGCAGGCUCAGGCGUCAAAGCUGUCGCUGAACGGCAUUCUGCAUCCUACCGUGCCAUUCAAGACUGGUGCGACUGGCUCAACUACUCGGCCGUCUUCACAGCCUCGCCGUGGUACUGCAACCCCAGCGGAGAAGACACCUGUGCGCGAAUUCAGCGCUGAUGCCGCCAUCUCUAGUGGCUCAGUGGCGAGUACGCUCUCCACCGCCGUAUCGUCUCCCUCUCCUCCGGAACCACCACAGCCGCAGCGUCGCGGCGUCGUGCGCCUGACUCCUCCGCCGCCGAGUGUGUCUCUCAACAGCGGUGGCUUUGGCGUCCGCGAUCCGGCUGUGGGGGAUAGCAGUUCCCUUCCCUCGCUCAUAUCAUCUAAGAAACUUGCCGUGCCUGGCAAGACGCCCAUCUUCAGCAUUCUCAACAAGGACGGGACUCGGUUGCUCGACCAUGGCGAUGCCGAGGUAGCACUUGGGACAUCGUUGUCUGGAGUGGUACCAACCGGAAGCACAUGUGUAGCUGCAACGGGGGACGCUACGAAUGGCUGUGGGGAAGCAGAGGCGAGUCAACCCACCGGCAACAGCAACAACGGCAAUAAUGGCACCUCCCACCGCCGUCACUCACGCCCUGGCAGCGUAUCCCUCCUCGCCGACGACCGCGCACCACCGUCGCUGGUGCACGAGCCGCUGCUUGGGACGGCAGCAGAGGAGGAGGCGAACCGACAGCGCAGCAUUCUUGUGCACACCCAGCCUCGUGCCGCCAUGCCACUGACUCAGCCGCUGGAGGGUUCCAGUAGCAAGGUUAGUGGAGGGGCGCUGCCGAAGCUGUGGUCGGAACAGAGCAAGGACAACGCACGUCGCGCCUCGCAGCUGCAUAACCAGUCGCGUCUAUCGUACACGACGCAGCCGGACAACCUGCCAGUGUCCUCCAAGACGGUAACCACAGAUGAGAUCGGCAAGCACCAAACCGGCGCUGUCAGUGCUUUCUCCGUAUCGCCUCCCCGCUCUCCGUGUUGGUCGCCGACCUCUUCAGCGGACACCACAUCUGCUCGGGCUUCUCUGCGUGCCAUGCUGCAGGAGCAGCAACUUCUGCAGGACGCCAGCCGCCGCGCCAUGGAGGAGCACAAUCGUCUCAUGCAAGCAACUCGAGUCGCACGGGCGCCAGCGACCGCGUCGCCAAAUUUGUUCGACACAUCGAAGACCCCGUCGGGGGCGCUCGUGGCUCCACUAGUGCGCACCACAACGGCACCAGCCGGCGCCGCGGCUGCCGUACCGGCGGCAACGAAGGAGGAUGACACAGCGUUCCGGAAAGCCGGCAUCCCGCCCUCCCCGCGAGCGUCGCCGCCAGGACACAAUGCGAGUGGCGUAUCCGCGCCCAAUGGAUGCGGUAUUCACGUUGUGAAGUUUACACUUCCCCAUGCAGAGGAGGCGCGGCAGGCGGCGGUGCAGCAACUGUGUCGCAGCUCCUCCGGGACGCAGCACGUGAAUAGCAAGGAGCGCUAUCGAGCUCUCCUGGCCGCGCAGCAGAACGACUUCACCACGCACGAGGCGAAGUCGCAAAGCUACAAGGAGCUACUGGACCGCGCUGUGGAGUUCAAUCGCUACCAGCAGCAGCAACGAUCCAAGCCAUCUUAG
Messenger RNA from Leishmania braziliensis MHOM/BR/75/M2904, 2460 nucleotides. RefSeq lists its product as hypothetical. Lineage: Eukaryota; Euglenozoa; Kinetoplastea; Trypanosomatida; Trypanosomatidae. The transcript has a single exon. The record is from RefSeq and is a predicted model, not a curated record. The coding region runs from base 1 to 2460 and encodes 819 amino acids.